Molecule: messenger RNA, 423 nt
Organism: Ilex paraguariensis (yerba mate)
Lineage: Eukaryota; Viridiplantae; Streptophyta; Magnoliopsida; Aquifoliales; Aquifoliaceae
Source: the annotation of a GenBank genome assembly
AUGAGACAGUUGGGAUGGAACUUGAACGGGGUUCAUUUGCAAAAGUUGGAGAAUCCAACCUGCUGCUGUGGGAAUAGUGCCUCACGUCGACACACACACACAAAAGCAGAUAUGGCACAUGUGCAGAACUUGUGGAGAGCAUCCAUGUGGUUUGAGCAUUCUCAUCGUCUACUGCAGCCUUUGCUUGGUCUUUUCCAUUCAGAGCCUGGAAAUGGUCUGUGGAAGCGCAAAGCUGAUGCUGCUUUCCAACGCUGCACGACAAUCAAAUCUUUUCUUGAGGAGACACUGUUAGCCAUCCCUGACUCCGUUUUGGAUUCACCUAUUACUGAGGCAUCUUCUGGUUGGGUAGAUACUUUUGCCAAUUCGAAGGUUUUGCUGCCUCCUCCAUAUACUGCAACAGAAGAAGAGGUACUGUAUGAUUAG